UUCUCGAAGCAGGUCCAAGAGUUCCGAGAGGGAUUUUGCAAGGAAAUUUUAUAGAUCAGGGUAACUAUCGUCAAUGCCUUGGUAUUAACAGAAAAAUCGAUGACAUGGUUAUUGAUGGGAAGUAUUGCCAAAUAAGCAUUGGGUUGGCAAGUCUUGUGAAAUUGGGAGGUACAGAUGAACUGAAAAACAUAUACGAAGCUGGUGACACUCUACUGCAUGAAAUAAAGUUAUAUGAAAGAAUAAGGAAAAAUUUUGAAGCUCUAAAUGGGAUAUCAAGUGAAACGACAAGUGGCAUGUUCAGUUUACUAGGUGUACUGGCCAUUUGUGGUACAAUCUACGAUAUUUGGAAUACACUUAUUCGUAAACGUGAUCCCAAGGCAUUGAACAAAAUUAAUCUGGCGUUCUCAGUGCACAGAAAUUGUCGCCGUCUUAUUACAUAUAAACCAGUUCGCGGUGCUUUAGAAUGUGUUGACGGUAUUAGAGCAAUAACUAUGGCUUGGGUUGUAAUCGGGCACACAUUUGCAACAGCACCACAUAUUGUUAAUAUGCUGGACGUUUUGAGGUGGGGUUUAUCUUCAAGUUCGAUAUGGGUGAUUGCAGCCCCAAUUGCUGUAGACACUUUCUUCUUACUAAGCGGUUUGCUGAUUGUCUACACUACUGUUGGGAAACUUAGCAAUAUGAAACUUUUAAAGAAACUCCAUCUGUUUUACCUCAAUCGAAUUCUACGAAUGUUUCCUCUACUAGCCAGUACCAUAUUACUGCAAGUUGGAGUUUUUCAUUAUAUUCAUGACGGUCCAAACUGGCACGAAGUAGGUGAAAGGACCCGAGAGUGUAGAAUAAACUGGUGGUCAACAUUGCUUUAUGUUCAAAAUUAUGUACCACCAAUAUGUCUACCUCAUACUUGGUACUUAGCAAUCGAUAUGCAACUAUAUAUUCUGUCUCCACUGAUUUUAUUCUGGGUAUUGUCUGGGAAAAAGAAUCGUGCCUGGUCGGCUUUGAUUGCUGGAUUAUUAGUUUGUCUCACUGCGUCAACAAUUUACAACUUCUUGAAUAAAUUUACUGCAACAAUGUUUCGACCUGCAUUAAGCAUGGAAGAGGGUCAAAGAUACUGGAGAAACUAUUACCUCAAUACUUUAACAAGAUGUUCCCCUUUCGUUGUUGGAAUGUGCUUUGGGUACUUGAUCCACUAUUGGCGUGAAAAUAAUAUUCGAUUGUCAAAG
Molecule: messenger RNA, 1220 nt
Organism: Hyposmocoma kahamanoa
Lineage: Eukaryota; Metazoa; Arthropoda; Insecta; Lepidoptera; Cosmopterigidae
Product: nose resistant to fluoxetine protein 6-like
Exons: 7
Molecular function (GO): acyltransferase activity, transferring groups other than amino-acyl groups
Source: RefSeq, a predicted model, not a curated record